Messenger RNA from Puccinia triticina, 1512 nucleotides. RefSeq lists its product as uncharacterized. The record is from RefSeq and is a predicted model, not a curated record. The coding region runs from base 1 to 1512 and encodes 503 amino acids. Lineage: Eukaryota; Fungi; Basidiomycota; Pucciniomycetes; Pucciniales; Pucciniaceae. The transcript has 3 exons.
AUGAAGUACUCGCUCCAAGAUAUGCCGCAAAUCUCGAUCAUUUCGAUUGGGAUUAACCUCCUGUUGAGCUUUCAUAAUCGUCCACCUACCGUACUAGGAGCCUUCCGACCAAACGUGUUGAUUUACCCGCCCCCCGAUCCUCCGCCAUUUGCAACAGGCCAGACGGCACCAGUGAUCGGAAUGGAGCACCUGAUGAAUAUUAAUAAUAUGCCACCACCUGUGUUUGGGCAGCCAGCACUUUACCCACAGGUUACACCAGAAGGAUUUAUAACUCACGCACCAGUCCACUUUGUGGACAAUUAUCAAAUUGAGCCAUUCGCGGGAAUUACCUAUAAUGGAAUCGUACCUCAUGCAAUACAUGAGCCCCAUACAAUAGUAGAAAACCAUUAUUCAACUCCACCUGUUCUGGUUCCUGGGACCGGAUAUCCACCAGUUCCGGCUGGGGUGGGGUAUCCGCCAGCCAACCAGUCGGGAUACUUCCACACAGCUCAAUACCUUCCUCAGGUGAGACGUGUAGCAAAGCUCUCAGCAAAUGCACCAGAUUUUGUGCCGACAGCAUUACGUGGUAACCCCCCCAAACAAUCCCUGGGUGUUUUGGCAUAUAGUUCAGGAACUGGAAGGCCAGAGGUUAGGCAAGAUGCAGGAGACUGCAGCCAUCAGAGCAGUAGCUCAAAAGAAUCACUCACCAAUUCCAAGCUUCCCAAAGAUGAUGGAUCUUGGAGUACGCAACCAAAAUCAGCUGAGAUUGACUCAGAGGGGGGAGCAAUGGUUCAGAAAUUGGCUGGAUUGCCUUUGCUUCAAACUAAAAAUUUGAUUGGAUCAUCAUCUAUUGCAAAUGAUGCUAAGGGGAAGUCAUCUUCACCUACAGCCUCUGGAAAACUCAAGACUGCAGAGGGAUCUGAAGUGGCAUCAGUUGAAGAGGUCAAAAGCUUAAAUGAGCAUGAUAUUCAUCCUUAUAAAGAGGAAUCACAGAACAAGAAAAGAGUUGAAAAUGGCCAAAACCAAGAUACACAAGCCUCAGAAAUGCAAAACAGUGUAAGAGAAAAAAAAGAGCUACAGAAGCUUAAAGAUAUUCCAACCAUUGAUCAAGGAAAAAUGGAUGUAGAAAGUAAAGAGCUCCAAAUUGAUUCCCAAGAGGAGCCCAAAAUUUGGAAUAUAUUUCCAUCUGAUUUGAAGAAACCAGAACUGAAACCUAAUUCCAAAGAGUUGAAUGCUGGAAAAUAUGGAGAUGAGGAAAUUGAUGUGCCUCAUGAUGAUGCUAGAACCAUAGGAGAUAUGGGAGAAAGCUCAAAAAUUGGGGCAAUAGAAACUGAGAAAGAAGAUAUUUCAGGAACAGCAGAGAAACCCAAAUUAAUUUCCAAUAGUCAGGAAAGAACCACACGGAGGAAACAAAACAAAAAGUUACAUUCUCUUUUGCAUUCACAAAUUUCAGGUGUUGAAGAGGAGUUACAAGGAAAGCAACCAGAGCCUGAGAAGGAGGAUAUGGGAAAAACCAACCAAAACAAUAUGUAG